Messenger RNA from Molossus molossus (Pallas's mastiff bat), 2094 nucleotides. It is a transcript of the gene SCOC, whose product is annotated as short coiled-coil protein. The record is from RefSeq and is a predicted model, not a curated record. NCBI's taxonomy places the organism in Eukaryota, Metazoa, Chordata, Mammalia, Chiroptera, Molossidae. The transcript is spliced from 4 exons. Gene Ontology annotation, cellular component: trans-Golgi network. The coding region runs from base 1 to 468 and encodes 155 amino acids.
AUGCGCAGGCGUACCUUCUUGAGUGGGGAUUGGCGGGACGGGGCGGGACUCCCGGCUCGGCGCAGGCUCUGUGGGUGGAGAGGGAGGAGCUGCCCAUGCCAGUUUCUCCAAGUGUCCCGGCCUGAAGCAUCCUCCAGGUGCCUGCCCCUCCCGGAGCCUCAAACAGCAGACCAGUUACCAAGGAUUUUGUAUCCAAGGUCCAAAAGUUUAUUACCCAAGAUGAUGAAUGCUGACAUGGAUGCAGUUGAUGCUGAAAAUCAGGUGGAACUAGAGGAAAAAACACGACUUAUUAAUCAAGUGUUGGAACUCCAACACACACUUGAAGAUCUCUCUGCAAGAGUAGAUGCAGUAAAAGAAGAAAAUCUGAAGCUAAAAUCAGAAAACCAAGUUCUUGGACAAUAUAUAGAAAACCUCAUGUCAGCUUCCAGUGUUUUUCAAACAACUGACACAAAAAGCAAAAGAAAGUAAGGAUUGAUAUCCUGUCUUACGGAAUUGCUGCUGCUUUUUUUUUUUUUUUUUCCUUUAAAACUUGGAUAGAUUCCAGAAGUUAUAGUACUUUUGUUUGUGGCUUCAUUGAAUAUUUAUGAAGAUAAUGUCAGAUCUAGGCAAAAUUAAGAGCAUAACAGAGACUUCCAUGAGUUUGUGUAUUGUUAGCCUAUGAAAACGUGAAAAUGUAUUGUAGAGACUUUAUAAUUAGAAAUGCAUAUAUUUAUGAAACUUGAUAAUGUUUUAUCAAAUUUGCUUUGAUUUAUAGGUUUAGUACUGUCUUUUAUUAUAUAGGAGAUACAAUAACCACCAUGUUGUGAAAAAGUGACCAAAAUCAUGUACUGAAUGCACAGCUUUAUGUACCCUGUCUACCAUCUUGUGCCUCUUCUCCAUUUGCUCCUUCCUUAUUUCCCUUCCCUGAAGGAAAACUUGGUUUCAUGUUUGUAAGAGCAAUUUUAGUAGUUAUUCAUGUAUGAGAGUAACCUGAACUCUAUUGGUGAAACUUAACCAGAAGUUAGGGCUUGUUAUACAGCCAUGUGCCCACAUAAUGAUGUUUCAGUCAGUGACAGACUGAAGAUAUGACAGGUGGUAUGCCGUUCAGCCUAGGUGUGUAGUGGGCUGUACCAUCAAGGUUUGUGUAAGUGCACUCUGUGAUGUUUGCACGAUAAAAUUCCCUAAUGAUGCUUUUCUCAGAAUGUAUCCCUGUCAUUAAGCAGUGCAUGACUAUUUACUACUGGGAUUUAGACAGGAUUGUUGGUUUCUCUUUAAUCAAUUGAAAACAGAGACUAUAAAAAUGAAGACUUUUCCCCCCUUGAAGCUGAAUUGUCAAAUUGGGAAAACAUGUUGUUGAAUACUUCCUUUUACACAAAAUAACUUGGUAUCUGAAAAGAUGAGUUCUAGCUGUGUGUAUGUUCAAAAUAGAAAAUUUUGAGGAAGAAUAGAAACAGGAUGGGAAAAGUACUUGGUAAAUAGUAGUAACCAACUCCACAUGUUUUUGCUCCAGACUUGUACUAUCUCUGGCACAGAUUAAAUCUGUUGGGGAAUGUAUAUGAAAGUGGAUUAAGUUUAACUAACCUUAUGUGAACCACAUCUAGAAUAGCUACAAAGCGUUUGGUCUCAAAAUAUAUUUAUAGUAUCCAGCAGAUCAAUUUUUGCAAAAUCCUCUGAGUGUAUUAGUAUCAGAAUCAUGAAUAAAAUGGGAGAGUUUUACAUGUAUACUAAUUGUUAAUGUUCUCAGUAUUUUAUCUCACUACUUCUCACAGAGUUUUCUGUAAGUCCAACUAGUUGGUAUGCAGAGUUUGUUAUUUAACAAUUUUUAAAAUUUAGUUUGUAGAUUCCAUUUGCUAAGGAAAUUAAUAUCAGAUGUAAUGUUAAAAUGUUAAAUAGGAAGAGAUUCAUUAAUAUAGAUUAGAGUUAUUAGAUUUGGACUACUUUUAAUCAUGGAAUAAUCUUAUGUUUGUAGUGGUAUAUGAUUCGAUGAAUGACUUUAGCUGUAUGAAUAUAUAAUCAUACUGCAAAACAUUUUGCAUCCCUUUUGUGACCUAAUUUACAAACGUUUGGAAUUGUGUUGUAAUUUUCCUUUGCUGUUUAAUAAAAAGCUGUUUCAGA